Molecule: messenger RNA, 2703 nt
Organism: Alosa alosa (allis shad)
Lineage: Eukaryota; Metazoa; Chordata; Actinopteri; Clupeiformes; Clupeidae
Gene: ccdc85b
Product: coiled-coil domain containing 85B
Exons: 1
Coding region: 756-1358 (200 amino acids)
Biological process (GO): negative regulation of DNA-templated transcription
Cellular component (GO): nucleus
Source: RefSeq, a predicted model, not a curated record
UUAUUUCGCCUGAGAAAAAAAAAACACAUCGUCUGGCCAUCGCCAAGAUCCUGCCGAGGUCCCAUGCAACGGAAAUACGGAAAUGUGGAAGAAAUCGCUUUACUUUGAAAAAAGAAUUUGCUUUACAUAAAUGUCGAAUACGUAGCGUGGCGGAGAACGGUUCAUCUCAAAGGCAUAGAAAGGAAGAGCGGACAUCAUUGCCUAAUCUUUGAUAACAGACCAGCGCACAAUAUUGUGAUGAACAGAGUGGGUCAUUUUGUGUUUGUCCUAUGUUUAUUCUCUCACUUCAUCCAGUCAUCGUCGUAUCGUUUUCAUCACUGGGAAUAAGCUAAAACGGUAAUCGGAGGAAAGGACAACGCAUUUGAUUGAAGCUUUAGUACGUCAUCCUCCGCGAUAACAGCACAAUGAUGCCUCGUGUGCACAUUUAAAACACGCACUGCACACCAAAGUCGAAGAUUAAAGACACAGGGGUAAAAUACAGGGCUUUUCAUGUUUACAACGACUGUCCAACGUCACAUUAUUUUUUUCGAAUCACCGUGGAGUUAAAAGAACAUUGUUUCCUAGGCCUGAAAAACGGGAGUGUCGUGACCAAUAACACAGUUCUAGCCAAGGCUACUGUAUUUACGGUUUGUGUGGUGCAGCUUUGAGUAUUUUUCAAUAUGCAUUUUGUUUUUUACUGAAUGCGUUAUUUGGGCACUUGAACCGCGCAUAUUUUGCACUAUCUUUUCGGAUACUCUCAGUUCCAUAUCAGCAAAAUGGGGAGCGACAGUGAAAUUUUCAACAGAGAGUUGUCAAAGAUGUCUGACGAGGACUUACUCGCCUGCUCAAAAGAGGAGCUAGUUAGCAGACUGCGUAAAGAGGAGACAGAUAAGAUGUCAGCUCUUAUACAGCGUGGUCGACUCAUCAAAGAGGUAAAUAAACAAUUGCAGGGGCAUCUUCUCGAAAUCAGGGAGCUGAAAGUCAUCAAUCAGCGCCUGCAAGAGGAAAACCAGGAGCUGCGUGAUUUGUGUUGUUUCCUGGACGAUGACCGGCUCAAGGUGAAGAAAUUGGCACGAGAAUGGCAACUAUUUGGCCAUCAUGCAGCAAAAGUAAUGCGGGAAGAUCUGGGUGGAUACCUGAAGAAACUCGCUGAUUUGGAGCGCAUGCAAGACGGGCUAGUCAAGGAAAACCUAGACCUGAAAGAACUUUGUUUGGUGCUUGAAGAAGAGUGUGUCAGCCGAAGUGACUCUAGUCCUGGAGGGUCCACCGAGCUGAAUCUACCGUGCAUGGUGGCCCGGGACUUAGGCGAUGGCAGCUCCAGCACCGGGAGUGUGGGGAGCCCGGACCAGCUCCACCUUGUUUGCUCACCUGAUGACUGAAGUACUCAAACGCCAUCUUUCAUCCUCACAACGCCCUAUCUCUGUGAAGAUGAAGUAAAACAAAACUGACGAGAAAUGUCUACGUUGAGAGAUAAGAUAGUUUACAGCUUGUACAUGUUUUUUGGCUCCACUGAGCUUUGUUGGAGUAGCCUGUUUUUUCCAUGGGGGACUUGGAUUGACCAUGAUGACAUGGUCCUCACUGAUCCUCUCAAAGCAGUCUUACCUUUUGAGACAGUGAAUCGACAACUGGAUUUCUAUGAAUCGGUGAUUUGAAGGUUAUCCUGAUAUUUUUACUGAGAGCUCAGGCCUUUUCCAUCUACUUGUUUGUUUUCUUUUUUUUUCCUGUGAACUGUUGUAAGAUUACCUUUUAUUCUAGAAGGAACUGUAUAUUGAAAUGAAAUGUACAUUUUAUCUAAAUAUAAUGGACUUUCCAUGCAAGGAAAAACCAAAUUGCUCACUUUGCCCAGGUUUUCAACACAUGCACUGGACUACAUGUCAAUGUGGGCUAAUUUUUUACUGCACUGCACUAGACAGGGCUGUGGGCGAAUCCUUUCACACGAUUCGCGUGUUAAUCCUGAUUUGAGCCAUAAUGAUCUAUUUUAGAUCAGAUCAAAAAUCACAGAGCUGAAGUGAAGGGCAAGUUAUGAACAAAAUCAUAUCACUGAAACCAGGUGGCAAUGCAGAGAGUUGAUGAGAUGGUAUUUAAAUGUGAGUGACUUAAAAACAGUUGGAAUCACUAAUCAGGUUCUGGAGGUGCUCUCAGUAUUACUCAGUAGGCCUAAUUGCACAUGUGGUUGCCUUGGUUGAACCAGGAGGGUAUGAUACACCUGACCCAGCUGUGUAACACCGAAAGUUAUAUUGCAGAAACGCCACCAAAUAAGACCAGACAAAUCUUCAGUGCUUUCAUGAUGAUUCCCACCAAAUGCUGGAGGACACCACUGCACAUAGCUGUAUAUUUUUGUUGAACUGGAUUUUCCCAAGACUGGAUUUUUGGCACAUGAUCCUAGGUUUAUACACUGGUAAUUUGGAAGAUUGAUAAAGUGACAUUUUCACAUGAUAUAUUAUUAUUAUUAUUAUUAUUAUUAUUAUUAUUAUUAUUAUUGCACAGAAUAAGUUUGGCUCACCAGUCAUUUGUUCUGUGUUAAUGUUGUCAAAAUGCUUUUAAAUACCAGUACCACUGGCAUGAUCAACAUCACUUCGGUGACAGCUAUUUUGUUGUUUGUUCUUUUUUUCCUUUUUAGCAUUAAUCUUAUUGCCUAGUAAUAUCAUUGUCUCUGGCUGUAACUGAUGGGCUAUGCUUGUAGUGUAUUGGAGAGCUUUAAAAUACACUGAUUGAGACACCCAA